GAAGGGCAAGGAGGAACCGUAUUACUGUAUUAGUUCACGCUGACAAUCACAUAGGGGGAACAGACGCGGAGAAGACCAAGGAGGAGAAGAAAUAAGAUGGGUUACGUUUUGAGGGCGAGACUCGCGUCCUUCUUCGCUGGAGCCGCAACGGCCUCAUUCACUGGAAUCUAUUUCCUUUACAAGGAUUACAAGGUUGCCCAUGAAGCCAUCUCUCAACAGAUGAAAGGCUUCAAUGAGUCACUUGAUAGAAAAAUCUCUGCUCUGGAAAAAUUGAGACAAACUGAAGUGUCACCACCGGCGGAAGCAACAGAGUAGGGGCCUUUGGGCACCUUACUGUAGUUUGAUGUUGUGGAUCCAAUAUGAUAUUUUCUAAAAGCAAUUAGUUUCUAUGCAGUGCAGGUGCUUACUUUCCACCUUUUCUGAAAAUAAUUAACUCGACUUUCUUGUAUGUUACACUAUAGAGGUUGACAAACUUGACUUAGGACCUCCCCACUACCCAGUCAAAUAAUUGCUGUAUGGUCCAAGGUAUUCAAGCUUGGAAGAGAGGCUUUACCUCA
Molecule: messenger RNA, 557 nt
Organism: Tripterygium wilfordii
Lineage: Eukaryota; Viridiplantae; Streptophyta; Magnoliopsida; Celastrales; Celastraceae
Exons: 2
Coding region: 97-315 (72 amino acids)
Source: RefSeq, a predicted model, not a curated record